AUGGUGUGUUUCGAUAAGUCAAUUCUUAAACAUCGACGAAUCGCUCCUCAAUCUAGGAUACGACUGAAACGAAUGAAAAUGUACUCAACGCUUGUACAAGGUGCGGCUACGCAGGCGAUGCCUCCCCAAAUGACCUUGUUGGCAACUGAAGGCGGCGUCCUUCGCAAAAAAUAUGACGAUUUGUCUCGGGCCAUCACAUCUCUCGACUUUCAGAUGAAUUUAUUGAGGGCCAACAUGGAGGUACUCAAAAGAGAGCAGUUAGGGAGUAAGUUUGAUGUGUAUAAAACGGUGCUACACCCUUGUCGCUGUCUCCCCAAUGAAGUCUUGGCGAUUAUAUUUGGCCUGUGCGUGGACGAAGAAGUCGAUAUUCGAAAACUCAUGGGAUCAACCCUAGACACCAAGAAGUCACCUUAG
Marasmius oreades (fairy-ring Marasmius) is the source of this 414-nucleotide messenger RNA. RefSeq lists its product as uncharacterized. The transcript has 2 exons. The record is from RefSeq and is a predicted model, not a curated record. Lineage: Eukaryota; Fungi; Basidiomycota; Agaricomycetes; Agaricales; Marasmiaceae. The coding region runs from base 1 to 414 and encodes 137 amino acids.